This is a messenger RNA of Punica granatum (pomegranate), 2411 nucleotides long. NCBI's taxonomy places the organism in Eukaryota, Viridiplantae, Streptophyta, Magnoliopsida, Myrtales, Lythraceae. The record is from RefSeq and is a predicted model, not a curated record.
GGACCUCCACAAACAGCUUCUCCCCUCAGCUCAGGUAACCCAAAAAGUAGGAAGCUUGAAAGACAAUAUUCUGCCUUUUCUGAUGUCCCUCUCCACAUGACUGAUUUCCACUCUUCAUCCUCUCUCUCUCUCUCUCUCUCUCAAUGGCAUCAUUCUGAGAUCAGAACGAACCUUGCUUGUCUGAAACAGUUAGGAACUUUCAGUCACAGACUGAUUUCUUCCUCUGCGUGUUCUCUCCGGCCACUUCAUUCCUCGGAGCAGUCCGACCAAGAAAAGCUCUGGUGGGUCGUCAUCAGAUUUUGGUCUGAUCUCUUCCUUCCCCCAGCAAGAACUCGAACCUCAGGAAUUGGCCUCCGUUCCUGCAAUUGUGAGCUGAAGCAACAACUUCCCGACAGCACAAUGCUCUGAAAGCACAAACCUUUGCUGGUGUUGUGACAGAGAAGCCAUGGAGUCCGAUCCUUUUCAGAACUUUCAAUCCCAAGCUCAGAACCAGCAGCAGACGAACCCGGGCCUAACGAGAUACAGAUCAGCUCCCAGCUCCUACUUCACCAAUCUGCUCGAGAGAGAAUUCUAUGAUGAGUUCCUCAACCGGCCCACGAGCCCCGAGACCGAGAGGAUACUCAGCGGCCUCAUGUCGGGGGAUUUCCGGCCGAGGGAUGAGGCGGGUAGCCAGCAGCCGGAGGUUCCUGGGCCGGGGAAGAGUAAAGCCGAGAUUUUUCCGCGGCAACCGAAGCUAGAACAAGAACCCCAGCAGGGCAGCUACUCUGCUUCCGCUUCCUCUUCUCAGAACUAUUACCAGAGCUCUUCUCACCACCGAGCGUUGCCUAACCAGAGCUCUUCUCACCACCGAGCGUUGCCUAACCAGAGCUUGGACUACCGGGCCGUGGGCUCCAUUGGCAGUGGGAGUAACAGUUCAGGUCUUCUGAGGCAGAGCAGCUCACCUGCAGGGCUUUUCUUGAACAAUUCAAACAGCAUUGAAGGCUAUGGUACUAUGAGAGGGAUGGGAAGUUUCGGUACGAGUUCUAGAGAAACAUCCUACUCUCCCGCUCCCAGAUUCAGUGACGCCGUGAACUAUCUAUCUGCCGGGCAACCUUUGUCUUCGGGGAAGAUGAGUCCGAUUGCUGAAAUGGAAAGCAAGGGCUUAGGGAAGAGUACUAAUAGCCCUGAAGGUGGAGGUUUUGAUGAAGGUGAUGGUACUAACUAUGAUGCGAGUUUCCCGCUUGGUUCCUGGGAUGAUUCAUGUCUAAAUGCAUCGGAAGCUGAGGAGGGGCAGGGGAGGAGAGAUCCUCCCACUCUUUUAGCUCACCACUCGAGCCUCCCUAAAAGUUCACUGGAGAUUGAGAGGCUUCUGCAGUUUCAAGAUUCAGUCCCGUGCAAGAUUCGGGCCAAGAGGGGGUGCGCUACGCACCCACGAAGCAUUGCUGAGAGGGUCAGGAGAACCAAAAUCAGUGAAAGAAUACGGAAGCUGCAGGAUCUUGUUCCCAACAUGGACAAGCAAACGAACACAGCAGAAAUGUUGGAUUUAGCUGUCGAUUACAUCAAGGAGCUCCAAGAACAGGUCGAGGCGCUUUUAGACAGCAAAUUGAAGUGCGUGUGCUCGAACAGACAGAUGUGAUAGCAUCGAAAGGCCCCGAAUUAACUUGUCCACAGACAAAUCUCGAGGAAUAGUUGCAGAAAUGGUGCUGGACAAAUUAUGGGAAGAAAGUGGGAAGUCAACCAGAGAUGGCCGUUAGGUGGUGAAGGGAUAAAAAGGGGGCAGUAGGAGACGACCACAAUAGCCACAACCUGCAGAAGAAAAGUGAAAUAAGAACAGGGCAAAGACAUGAAAGCUGUACAGCAACUGCUCAGGUUUGUGAUUUUAUAUUAUAGUUUUUGUUAGAUGAUUUUAUGUGUACAAUAUGGAGAGAGCGAGAGAGGCAGGGGGGGAUUUGUUAGUUGCGGGGUUGGGGGGGGUGGGGGCAUGUUGAUGUCAAUGGCUGGGCCAUUACUGGCGGGAGAAGGGCAGAAAGUUUGUGGGGGGCCCACCAACAACCCCAUUGCCCUUGCUUUUGCUUUGCUCUCCUUCUUGGAUCUGAGUCUUAUCUUAAUAGAGAGGGAAGGAAAUGAGUGGAGGAGAUGAGGUCUCGUGUUAGAGAGAGAGAGAGAGAGAAGAGGUCUAAUCUCAUUUCAUUUAAGACAGCCAGACCGGCGGGGAGGGCCACUGUUGGGUCUUUCUUUCUUCCUCCUCUUUAUUGUCUGUUUAGGGAUCAGAUCCAAUCUUAUGUUGUCUUGUUCCUUCCUCUAUUGGCAUUUCUUUCUAUGGGUUUGGGCCUCUCUUCUUUCAUGAUGAAUAAUGUUUGGUGAAGUGAACAAUGAUUCCAUUCCUCCCCACAAUCGAUUAUAUAGGGAAAAGCAAUUCCUUUGGGAUGGUC